UCUAUUUCCGUCGGGAGGAAAUUGGCGGACCUGGGAUGCGACACUUUCCCAAGGGUCAAGACGAACUUGUGGUCCUUGAGUUGAGGACGCGCUAAAAGCACUGAGGCGGGGCGCCCAAAGGUGUCGUGACCACAACUCCCCCGGCUACUCCAUGCCAGGUUGGAGGCUGCUGGCGCAGGCGGGCGCCCAGUUGGGCGGCGGCGGCGGGCUGGGAGCUGCCCCCGGCGUGGGGAGUAGAACAAACAUCUGGCUUUUUAUUAGAAGUCUCCACGGUAAGAGCCCAAGUUGGUGGGAUGAGCAUCUUUCUGAAGAGAAUACCUCGUUUGUUAAGCAGUUGGUCUCUGAUGAAGAUAAGGCCCAGUUAGCAAGUAAACUGUGUCCUCUAAAAGAUGAACCAUGGCCUAUACUCCCUUGGGAACCAGGUUCUUCUAGAGUUGGCCUUAUUGCCCUGAAGUUGGGCAUGAUGCCUUUAUGGACCAAGGAUGGCCAAAAGCAUGCAGUCACAUUACUACAGGUACAAGAUUGUCAUGUCUUGAAAUACACUUCAAAGGAAAACCAUAAUGGAAGAAUGGCAGCCCUAACUGUGGGAGGGAAAACUGUGUCACGUUUCCGUAAAUCUGAACCUGUGUUGGAAUUUUACCGAGAACUUGGAUUGCCCCCAAAACAGAACAUUAAAAUCUUUCAUGUAACAGAUAAUGCUGUAAUUAAGCCAGGCACCCCUCUUUAUGCUGCUCACUUUCGUCCGGGACAGUAUGUAGAUGUCACCGCCAAAACUAUUGGUAAAGGUUUUCAGGGAGUCAUGAAAAGAUGGGGAUUUAAAGGCCAGCCUGCUUCUCACGGUCAAACGAAAACCCAUAGGAGGCCUGGAGCCAUUGCAACUGGGGACAUUGCCAGAGUCUGGCCGGGAACUAAAAUGCCUGGACAAAUGGGAAACAGAUAUAGGACAUCAUUUGGACUGAAAGUCUGGAGAAUAAACACAAAACACAAUAUAAUCUAUGUAAAUGGUUCAGUGCCUGGACAUAAAAAUUGCUUAGUAAAGGUAUUGUAA
This is a messenger RNA of Octodon degus (degu), 1048 nucleotides long. RefSeq names its product mitochondrial ribosomal protein L3 (gene Mrpl3). NCBI's taxonomy places the organism in Eukaryota, Metazoa, Chordata, Mammalia, Rodentia, Octodontidae. Gene Ontology annotation, molecular function: structural constituent of ribosome. The transcript is spliced from 10 exons. Gene Ontology annotation, cellular component: ribosome; mitochondrial large ribosomal subunit. Bases 152 to 1048 code for a protein of 298 amino acids. The record is from RefSeq and is a predicted model, not a curated record. Gene Ontology annotation, biological process: translation.